Molecule: messenger RNA, 3458 nt
Organism: Megalobrama amblycephala (Wuchang bream)
Lineage: Eukaryota; Metazoa; Chordata; Actinopteri; Cypriniformes; Xenocyprididae
Gene: bnip2
Product: BCL2 interacting protein 2
Exons: 11
Coding region: 490-1848 (452 amino acids)
Biological process (GO): apoptotic process
Cellular component (GO): cytoplasm
Source: RefSeq, a predicted model, not a curated record
UGAGUCAGACUUCACCUUAAUUUCCCCGACACUUCCAAAAGAAGAAUGACGGCCGGUUAAAGCAACAGAUGAGAUGGGUCUGCAGAGUUUGUCAGCUAUUAAAACUGUCCUCUAGACCGUUAUCGACCAUUUUAAGUAUUAUCUGCAUGUGUUUUGAUAUGAUUGACACGCAUUCUCACCUUUAUAUCUUUUAAACUGACAGCAGUUGUGCUGUAGGAAGGAAGCAGGAGAGGAAAAGGGACUGACUGCGCACUAAACACACUCAUCGGGGAGUUUACUUAAAAGGACAAGAUUGUUUUUCAGCGUACUUGAUAGCCACAUAAACGCUCGUAUUUUAAACACAAUCUAUUAUAAGUAUUAAUAUUAAUCAGAGAUAUCUUAGAUUAUGUAAAGACCUGAUUGGUUUAUUAUUAAGGUUUGUUUUUCGUGCAAAGCAUUGUUUUUCUUGUGUUUUGCUGAUCGAUAAUAAUCGAUCCGACGUGAUCGAUCAUGGCCACAGAUGUGAUAGCGACUGAAGAAGUCUCAAACCAGAGAGACUCGAGUGAUAUGAACGCUAACAAAAGUAAUCCCGAAUCAGACACACCCAACCGGACAUUUGAGACGCAAGAAAACAGAAAUAUAAGUAGCCCAACAUCAUUAUCAUCGGCUCAUUCUGCGGAAGAACUACCUGACGACUCCAUAACAGGGAAUUCACUGGCGAAUGGGAACAGUGGGAUCCGAACAGGAGAUCCGCCGCAGGAAGCAGCGACUCCAGACAAUAGACAAAAACAAGGCGUGAGGACUUCAACUCCUGUGCGACCACUGCACACUCUCUCUUCAGCCGCUGAACACAAUGGAAGUUUUGAGCACCAGGAGUCCGUGGCGACCACAGAGGCACGGCUGAGAAUGGAAGGGGUGGAGCUAAAGGAGGAGUGGCAAGAUGAGGAUUUCCCCAGGCCACUUCCAGAGGAGGAAGAUAUUCAGCUUGAUGAGGAGCUUUUCACUGGGUCUUCUGGCGAAGGAGCACCUUCUUCACAGUCUUACGGACUAAACAGUGCAAAGAAAACUAAAAAGAAACUUUUGGCUCCGGAAAUCAGCCUAAACCUAGACCACAGUGAAGGCUCGAUCCUGUCAGAUGAGCUGGAUGAGAGUACAGAACUGGACCUGGAUGAUAUAGACACCCCUUCAGACAACAGCAACGAGUUUGAGUGGGAAGAUGAUCUCCCAAAACCCAAAAGCACAGACCUGCUGCGUAAAGGAGUGGAGUCGGUGCGGGAGUACACCACCACAGAGGAACGUGAGGAGGGCCGUCGCUGGAGAGUUUUCCGUAUCGGAGAGCAGGAGCACCGAGUGGACAUGAAGGCCAUUGAGCCCUACAAGAGGGUUAUCAGCCAUGGAGGUUACUAUGGCGAUGGAUUGAAUGCCAUCAUCGUCUUUGCUGUUUGCUUUAUGCCUGAGAGCAAUCAACCAAAUUACAGAUACAUCAUGGACAAUCUUUUCAAGUAUGUCAUAGGAACCCUAGAACUGCUUGUAGCUGAGAACUAUAUGAUUGUAUACCUGAAUGGAGCCACCUCGCGCCGAAAGAUGCCGAGUGUGGGCUGGCUCAGGAAGUGCUAUCAGCAAAUAGAUCGAAGGUUAAGGAAGAAUUUGAAGUCUUUGAUAAUUGUGCACCCGUCCUGGUUUAUUCGCACUCUCUUGGCCCUCACGAAACCUUUUAUAAGCUCAAAAUUUAGCCAGAAAAUCAAGUAUGUGUACAGCCUGACAGACCUGGCUGAGCUUGUCCCGAUGGAGUAUGUUUCCAUACCAGACUGCAUUAAACAGUUUGACGAAGAAAAAAAUAGGAAAAAACAUAAAAGAUUUAGAUUCUGACGUUCUGUCCUCUCAGUUCUGCUGCUGUUAGUGUGGUAUGUAUGACCAUGCCAGUAAAUCAGACUUCAUGGUGAAGGAUUUGAACAGUAAAGUCACUGGUGGUUUACUUUUUUUUUUUUUUUCAAAUGCAUGCCUGGCUGAUGCACAUUCUCACUUCUCACUGCAUGUCCCACUACACAUCAAAGAAUGCAUUGUUUAAAUCUCAUAAUAGGGAAAAAACAGAGAGUUAGAGUCAGAAUACACUUCAAAUACCUUGUUUUCCUAACACAGACCUUCUUAGCAAACUUAUGACAACACAUUGAAAACCACCCACACCAGCUUAACGUGCACAAGCUUCAAAUUGUCUUCAUAAAAUGUUUUUAACUAGUUUGUAAUGCAGAAUCAACUGACUUGAGUUUCACAUUAAUUGAUUUAAAUGCCUUUUGUUUGUAUAACAAUGUUUUUAACCUCAAUCAAAAAGUUGUCUUGGUGAUCAAACUAAACCUUUGAGUGUAAAGUCAUAAGACCGUCUUUUUGUUGUCUCUGUGUUAAAUUGUGUGAGGAAAAAAUCAAAAGAUGUUCUUUUCGAAUCAAACUGAAGUGUUGGUAUGUUUUUAAUUCUUAUCCCUUAUGGUUAUCAUUAUUUUUUCUUCUUAGGAUUGACAAGGACAUGCAUGGAAAAGUGGAGAUAGCAACUGCUGCAGUGCCAGAGUGAGUCAGAAGAAGAGUUGAAGAAGCUGGAAGAAUUAAAGAAUGUAUUGGGUUUCUUUUAACUGGAGAACGCAAGAUAUUGAUGUCAGAAAAGUGCCUUUUAAAGGAAUAUUUCAACCCAAAAUUAAAGUUCUGUCAUCAUUUACUUAACCUCAUGUCAUUCCAAACCCAUGUUUUUUUUUGUUUUUUUUCCCUGUGGAACACAAAAGAAGCUGCUCUUUUUGAUAGUCACUUUCAUUGAAUGGAAUAGAGCAACUUGUACUUUCUGCUAAAUAUCUCCUUUUGUGUUUCACACAAGAGUCAUUUCCGUUUGGAACGACAUGAGGGUGAGUAAACGAUGUCAGAUUUUUUAUUUUUGAGUGAACUAUCCCUUUUAAAGCUGCGACUGCCUGUUACUUUAUGAACUUUUUUUCUGCCUGUUGCAUUUGUGUGCCAAACACCUGUCAGAUGGCAUCUGGUUUCUGUGCGUUAAACAUUUUAAUUACCUUUUAUGUAUCAUUUCAAUAAGUAAAUAAUGUCAACAUGUUCUAGUUCUUAUAUCUUGCUCUUAGUUAAGGCACUCUGUUUUCGAACUAGUCAAUGCAUGUUCAUUACAUUACAUUUAAAUAUCUAUAUUUAUAUCAAAAGGCGAUAAAGGAGAAAGAUUAAUAUAUUUUUAUGACUGAAAUGCUUUUUUAGGGCCACAGUCUGGCAUUGUUUGUCAUCUGCUCACUGAACAUCUCAUAGUUAUACCACAUAUUGUUUACUGCUGAAUGUCUUGUUUGAUUUGAGAACGUGGAGAAAUGUUCAAAGGAGAUGGUAAGGAAACAAUCAAAAAUGUAUUGAACCAGUAACAUUUUUCCAAUUCACAUUCUUUAAUGGUUUGGGAGGGGUGGGGUUCUUGUAUGUUAUGUUCUUGCAAGUAAACUUCCACACAAAAA